Molecule: messenger RNA, 1847 nt
Organism: Pyrus x bretschneideri (Chinese white pear)
Lineage: Eukaryota; Viridiplantae; Streptophyta; Magnoliopsida; Rosales; Rosaceae
Product: UDP-N-acetylglucosamine--N-acetylmuramyl-(pentapeptide) pyrophosphoryl-undecaprenol N-acetylglucosamine transferase
Exons: 5
Coding region: 133-1452 (439 amino acids)
Biological process (GO): carbohydrate metabolic process
Molecular function (GO): undecaprenyldiphospho-muramoylpentapeptide beta-N-acetylglucosaminyltransferase activity
Source: RefSeq, a predicted model, not a curated record
UCAAACGGUCGCCCCCCACAUUUGCUUUGAAUACUGCGAUCCCAGAGGACCAAAUACCCACACAACUCUGAACCUCUCUGCAACUCCUCCUUCACCAAUGCGUUCCCCAAACCUCCAAAGACCUCACCUUUAAUGGCCGCGGCCACCGCCUUCCGCCACCUCUCUCUCCUUCCCAAGCUCCCAACUUUCCCACUCCCCACCACUUCCUUAACAAAACCCAGGACCUUGAAGCUGAAGAUCACCUUUUGCCUCACCGUAAAGCAAUCAAAUGACCAGGGUCUCGCAACCCAAAAGGCCGCCGUCGACAACCUCCGCGUUGUCUUCGCCGCAGGCGGCACCGCGGGCCACAUAUACCCGGCCGUCGCCAUAGCCGAUGAGCUCCAACUCACAAAUCCCUCCACCAAAAUCCUAUUUUUAGGCGCACCCAACAGCAUGGAAAGCACCGCAGUACCCUCCGCCUGCUACGACUUCGACACCGUGCCUACCGCCAUAUUGCACCGCCCAAUAUUCUCCCCCCAGAACCUCCUCCUCCCCUAUAAUUUGAUCAGGUCCGUCGUCCACAGCUACUCAAAGUUGCGCGAAUUCGACCCCCAUAUCGUCAUCAGCACCGGCGGGUACGUCUCUUUCUCUACAGGCUUGGCGGCGAAGCUGAUUGGCGCCAAGCUUGUGAUCCAAGAACAGAACCGCGUUCCGGGAAUCGCCAAUUGGGUUCUCUCAUUUUUUGCAGAUAUUGUGUUUGUAGUUUUCAAUUGCACCAUUGAUAGCUUCCCUACUGGUAGGACUAAGUGUGUGGUUUGUGGGAAUCCGGUGAGACUGUCUUUGAAGAAGCAAGUGCCUAAAGCCGCGGCCAGGGGGCGGUUUUUCCCCAAGGGCGGCGGAGUUGAGGAGUUGGAGAAGGCUAGGGUUCUUUUGGUUCUUGGCGGGUCUUUGGGGGCAAAUGCUAUUAACAUUGCUCUGCUGAAUUUGUAUUAUCAGAUGCUGCUGGAGAAUGAGGACUUGUUUAUCAUAUGGCAAACAGGAGUGGAGGCUUACAAUGAGAUGGAGAGCCUUGUGAAGAAUCAUCGCCGUUUGCUUUUGACUCCGUUCCUGCAUUCGAUGGAAUUGGCAUAUGCAGCGGCAGACCUUAUUGUUUCUAGAGCUGGUGCAAUGACUUGCUAUGAGAUUUUGGUAACUGGGAAGCCUUCCAUUCUGAUACCAUCACCGAAUGUUGCAGAAGGUCAUCAAUUCAAAAAUGCUUCUUUAAUGGCAGACUUAGCUGGUACAAGGGUUAUAACAGAAGAUGAACUUGAUUCAACGACUCUUGGAAGUACAAUUGAGGAGAUAUUAGGGGAUGAGAGUAAAAUGGCAGAGUUGUCUAAGAGGGCUCUGAAAGCUGCAAACUCGAAUGCAUCUGUAGAGAUUGUACAGCAUGUUCUUUCUCUAGUCAACUUGUCAACAACAAAGGAGAAGUAGGUAAGAACUUGCAAGCUGGUUCCUCCGUUUCAAAUUAUUACAGUCGACGAAAAAUGAGUUAGUUUGUUAUAUACGCGGAAGCUUUGAUUGUUUCGUAUAUAGAACUCGAGGCCGUUAAAUUGUCGACGAAUGCAGUAAGUAGGCUAAGUUCCUAGCGUUUGUUUUCACCUUCAGCUUUAGCUUUACCUAAAUGAUUUGCCAAGUUGUUCCUUACAUUGUUAGGCACUCCAUUUUCAGUGCCAAGUUGUUCCUUACAUUGUUAGGCACUCCAUUUUCAUGUCUGAUUAGAAAAAGAGUAAUCUAGCGGAGUGCCUUCUCUCUCCAUAAUUUUAAUAAAGCAAAUUUUGUAUUUGUAAUCAUUUUUCAUUUUAAUAAACCCUUAUUUUUUUUUCCUA